Molecule: messenger RNA, 888 nt
Organism: Penicillium diatomitis
Lineage: Eukaryota; Fungi; Ascomycota; Eurotiomycetes; Eurotiales; Aspergillaceae
Product: SDR family NAD(P)-dependent oxidoreductase
Exons: 2
Coding region: 1-888 (295 amino acids)
Molecular function (GO): oxidoreductase activity
Source: RefSeq, a predicted model, not a curated record
AUGUCGUCCCAACCCAACAAUGCGGCCUUUAAGCUGGAGAACCUCUUCAGCAUGAAGGGCAAAGUCGCUCUGGUCACCGGUGGCGGUUCCGGUAUUGGCUUGAUGGCCACCCAGGCCCUGGCCGUCAACGGCGCCAAGGUCUACAUCACCGGCCGCACCAAGGAGAAGCUGGAUCGGGUCGUCGAGGUCUAUUCCAAGGAUAUCCCCGGCGAGAUCAUCGCCAUCCCCGCCGACGUGACCUCCAAGGAGUCCAUCCAAAAGCUGGUCGACGAGAUCUCCGCCAAGGAGUCCAAGCUGCACAUCCUCAUCAACAACGCCGGCAUCAGCUCCACCAAGCAGGAUGUUGAAAAAUCCUCCCCCGAAGAGCUGAAGCAGGAACUCUUCCACCACACCAGCUCCAUCAGUGACUGGGAAGAGGUCAUGCGCACCAACGUCAUGCAGAUCUUCUUCGUCACCACCGCUUUCCUGCCCCUGCUGAACAAGGGCACCGAGCAGACCCCCGGCUGGUCCAGCACCGUCCUCAACAUCACUUCCAUUUCGGGCAUUGUCAAGGUCUCCCAGCAUCACUUCGUGUACAACACCAGCAAGGCCGCCGCCAUCCAUUUGACCAAGAUGCUGGCGCACGAGAUUGCCGACUCGGGCGUCAAGAUCCGUGUCAACAACAUCGCGCCCGGCGUUUUCCCCUCGGAGAUGACCGCCAAGGAAAGUGACGACAAGCAGAAGAGUGCUCUGGAGAAGGAGAAGUUCGAGGGUAAAGUGCCGGCCGGUCGUCCGGGCAAGGACGAGGAUAUGGCCAGUGCCGUGCUCUUUGCCACCUCCAAUCAGUACUUGAACGGCCAGACCGUCGUCGUGGACGGUGGGUAUGUGCUGGCAGCUGGAUCUGUUUAA